Molecule: messenger RNA, 3259 nt
Organism: Schistosoma turkestanicum
Lineage: Eukaryota; Metazoa; Platyhelminthes; Trematoda; Strigeidida; Schistosomatidae
Source: the annotation of a GenBank genome assembly
GUACUGUCUCACUUUUCAACUGUCUGACGCAUUUUCGCGUGUGAUUCCGCCACUGACUAUGCAAGUGCUAUUUGUUAGCGGUUUGUUAGGCUACUGUCUUUUCAUGAUAAGCCUCCAUUUCUCAUGCAGUCUUGAAUGCCAACCACAACCAAUGUACGAAAGUCGAAUGUUACACUGUUCUUGUGAUGGUCCAAGUAUUGCUUGGAAUUUAAACUCUUCUCAUAUUAUCAGGAAACUAGGAAAAGCUUUGCCUUUACAAAAUAAACUUCAAAUAUAUGACUUCAGACUGGAGGAUAGUGGUGUAUAUGAAUGUUUUGAUUCCAGUAAUAUGUCUAAAGAAUGCAGUUCAAUAUGUCUGGAAGUGGAUGCUCCUGGACCGUAUUACAAGGCGAUUCACGACGAUUCUAUUCCUGAUGCGGAUGCUGACGAGCAAGAGCGACCCUACUGGCAUCAGAAAAUGAAAACUUUUCCAGAGUUUUAUGAACUUAAUGAGGAACCUAUAAGACUUGCUUGUUAUUUUUACAUCAGAAACAAAUCUAUCACUCCCCUGGUUCAAUGGAUCAUUCCAUCCGACCACGACAAGAUUAUUAUAGCACAUCUAAGAAAGCUUACUGAGUUGAAUUGCACCUCACUCUCAGAAACUCAGCGCAACCUAACUGGGAGAUGCUAUAUGACAGAAAUUACAAUCGAGUCGAUCAGUGGGACUGACUCCUUUGAAUGCAAUAUCCGAACACCAAAUCAAUCAGACGUGACUAUUAGUAACUCAUUUACAGUUCUUCAGAAAGUUACUUCUUUACUUAUCCCUAAUUUAAAUCAUACAGAUUUAUCAGAGUUGGAAGCACCGAAUUUUGAGUUAUUUGAUGAGUUGCGUAUACCAAGUGAAGUCAAUUCUAGCUUCGUAAACAGUGAUAUUGUUCACUCUGAUUUGUUCACUACGUCUACUGGGAAAUAUUCAACAAAGAAAAAUAGUUCUUUAGACAUAUCAACGCUUAGUUUAACAACGUACAUUGGAUUUCGAUUCUAUUUAUCAAAUAAAUCAACUUGUUUAUCCGAAGAGGUAAAUCUUAUAUGUCAGCUCCCACGAACAUUGAGUCCCUUAGAAGUAUGGCAUUUGGGUCAACCUAACCAACAACCGAGGCUUUUGAAAGCAUCAAAAGCGUUAGAUUCUUUAAAGAUUAUUGAGAAACGUUAUCCAAGACUUGACAACAGUAUUACAUUGAAACUAGAAAAUUUGUCCUUUAGAGAUGAUGGAUUGUAUAUAUGCAAAAAUGAUUACUUUUAUAAAAAUAUCACAAUUACAGUCACGGAUUGUUCAAAAUCAAAUUUUAUUUGUAGAUUUGUCCUAUCUAUUCUGGUUUGGAUGAUUAUAUUUAUAACAAUAGCAACUAUUCAACUAAUAUUAAUAUAUUGUAUAUGGGAUAGGCGAAAGUCAUCGCGACCUGUAUUCUGUAUACCUAUUGAUUUUCUGCAAAAACAUGCUAAGUCAAGAUGUGUCAUUUUUUUCCGCAAGAUGAAUUUGAUGUAUGGAGUCACAACAUCAUCAUCACAAUGUAGUGCUUAUUCUCGGUCCGAUACUUCUAAAAUCAGUAUAAAACAUACAGAAAUAAAACUUCACAAUUCAAAAAUACUUACAUCAUUAUCACAAAGACUAUUACAUCAACAACUAAAAUAUUUUUCACGAGGACAUCAAUCUGUUCUUUGCAAAACGAAGCUGUUAGAUUGGCUAAAUCGGUAUUUGAAUGCGAAUCCAAAAACUUGUGUGCUGAGAUCAUCUUUUACUAUAGAAAGUCUCCUUGAUGAAGGUGAUUUUGGGAUUGUCUACAAAGGGAAACUAUGUGUUCUUGCUGACACAGAAAACACUGCUAAUAACACAGAGAUUGCUGUCAAAACAUUACAAGAUGGAUUUCGAAAUCGACAACUAAUUAAUUUAAUUCAAGAGGCUAAAGUUUUAAGUGAGCUAGAACCACAUCCACAUAUUGUUACAUUUUAUGGACUGUGCGUAGAUCGUGAUCUCCCAUACAUUCUUCUGGAGUUAGCUAUCUAUGGUAACCUACGAGAUUUCUUACUAAAUCGUCGACCACCUGGAAUUAAUUUUUGGGCGGAUGAACGAAUAGUUAGUUCCUCAUAUGUGAUUAUAACAAAUUCAAACGAUUUGAAAGAAAUGUUAUCUGAUAGUGUGAUCAAACGACAAAGAGUGGAAUUAUUAAAAUUUGCUUUGGAUAUUGCUGAUGCCUUAUUAUAUUUUGAAACGUUAUCAUUGUUUCAUCGAGAUGUUGCAGCUAGAAAUGUUGUAAUUACAGAAGGAUUUAUUGCAAAAUUAUGCGAUUUCGGUUAUGCAUGUACACAAGAAGAAUUAAAUAAUGGAUAUAUGGAAAUGGAUAAAGACUAUUUAGCUGUAAGGUGGAUGGCACCAGAGUGUUUGACCACGCCAAAAUGUUAUACUUCCAAAUGUGAUGUGUGGUCUUACGGAAUAGUUCUAUGGGAAAUAUUCAGUCUGGGUGGUUUACCGUACCCUGGAAUAGAUAAUGGACAAAUAAUUGACUGGUUAAAUAAUGGGAAUCGCAAUAGUAAACCGUACUUAUCCACAAAUUCAAUUUAUCAACUGAUGUUAGAAUGUUGGUCGCAAGAUCCUGACUGUCGACCAGGAUUUUAUGACAUAUGUAGUCGAAUUGCCAUGAUGAAAUCCAAUUACGGUUACCUUGAAGAAGCAGAUGAAUCAACAAAGGGAUACGUGGAAUUAAUGUUGGAUCAAGACAAUUACUUGGAACUACGACAGUAUUUACGUUGAAUACAAAUGAAUCAGAAUUUGCAGUCGACUUGUGCAUUGAGAAUUCAACGACAUUAUGCCGUUUCUAUUUUUUUAUUGCUAUUAUUAUUUAAUAUUAAUAUUGCUAUUAUUGUCAGUAAUAAUAUUAGACCCAUUAAUACAACUGCAACCAACCUAUUGUCACUUUUUAUAGACACAUAAAUUCAGUCAAUCCGAAUAUUUUUCUAUUCAUAUUUUGUAUCAAAGUAAGAACAAAUUUCCUCUUAAAAAACGAUUAUCGAUGUUGCUAUUAUUCAUAUUAUUGUAAACUGAAGAUUUUUAUGCAUAAACUUCUGUUGAUGUACUUUUUAUUUUACUGACAAUAACUCUUAAGAGUGCAUUGGUCACCUUUUUAAAGCCGCAUCAUAUUUUCAUUUUUAUGAAAUCUUUAUUUUUAAAAUUGGCAUUUAUAAUUUUAUAUUAUUGAUUAUUACUAUUAUAGCACUUCCAAAC